AGCGUUAUUAGCGCCUAGUGGUACUAGAAAUGUAGCAUGCCUCGGUAUAGCGUGAUGUGGAGGGAAUGCGCAUAAGAAGUUUUACAUAUAUGCGUAUAGAUUGGCCUAGAAGCGCGCACGGUUUUGCUUUCCGUCUAAAUUUAAUCUUUUUCUCGUGUCCUUUUAUCAAUUUUUACUGUGUCGUUUUCGUUACUCCGUAUCCUACACGUGUUGAUAAAAUAUUUGUUUGCAACUCGUGCGCAACAAGCAUUGAUACUGUGCAAUUAAUACCUGUGCAAUUUGGCACUGGAAAACCAAAACCUUUGGAUCUGUAUUUACACGAAUUUUUAUGUGAGCUAAAUGUUCUAUCAACAAAUGGUUUUUUUUAUAAUGGACAACAAAUAAAAAUUAAAUUAAAUGCCUUUAUAUGUGAUGCGCCAGCUCGAGCUUAUUUAAAAUGUUGUACUUCUCAUAAUGAAAUAUGUAUUGUGUGGCUGAAUUUAUUAAAACUGCAGAGACGGAAGUUGUACCAACAAAAUGGGUUAAUAAACAAAGUACUAAGUGUUUUUGGCCUUAUUACAAAGGCACCGACCGAAUUAAAAAAGCUAUUUUAUCAAGCGAAAUUCCUGAUCCAGAGAAGUGGGACGAGUAUGAUACCAGAAUAUUACAUAAAUAUAAUACAUAUCAAGAAGCUCGCUCUCACUUAUCAAAAGCUGUAUAUACAUCUCAUUUGGAUUCGGAAGAAGAUAAUGAAUGUAGACGUAAAAGAAAAAGAAUAUCGAAAACUUGGUCUUCGAGUGAAGAAAGUGUUAUUUUAAAGAAACAAAAACAAAACAAAAAUAAAAGUAAAAUAAGGUCCCCACCUACAAUAAGAUUUGAUAAAUGUACUUUAGAUAAGGAAAACUUUGUAAACUCUCUAGCAGAGUUACCACGUGAAAGUUCGAGUUCCUCUAUUAUAGCUACUACUUCUAUGAAUGACGAUAAUAAUGAUAACGGUAAUAAUGGAUAUAGAGAUAAAAGAAGAAUGUCGGAGAUUUAUUCUUCAAGUGAAGACAGCUUUGUUUCAAAGAACUCAAAGCAAAACAAAAAUAGAAGUGAAAUAAAAUCUCCUAAAAUUACCUCAUUUGAUAAAUCUACUUCAAAUAGGGAAGACUCAACUUUAAAUUCUAACUUUCAAGAGGAAUCAUGUGGAAGAAACUUUAUGGAAAAUGAAAAUUUCAGUUCAUUUAUUAUGCCUACUACUAGUUCCAUGAACAAUAACAAAAAUGCAGGUGAACCACUGCUAUUGUUAAUUUUGAAAAAACUUAGGAAACUCGAUUAUGUGCAAAACAAUGUUAUUAUACCUGAUAUACAAGAAGUAUUAAACUAUAUAAAACCUCAACGAUUGGAAGUUCAAGAAACAAAUGUCCCAAUAACACUGCCAAUUGACAAUGACAUACAGCUUAAUGAAUUUGAGCAAUAUAUUUCGACUACUGAAAAUUAUAGAAUCAUGAUAUUGAAAUUUAGUCAUAUUGGAGGUCAUGGUACUGCAGGGAUCACUAGAAAAAUAAUGAAAAACCUUAUAACGUCUAAGUUUGCGAUGAAUUUUAAUUGGGGAGGAAAAGCUCCAAAGAGGCCUUUUAAAGAACUUAAAUCAAUGCAUUUGCUUCUUGAUUCUGUGCGUAAAGUAAUUCCUUCGGCGUCAACGGAAGAAAUUGAAUCAGCCAUUAAAGAUUGGCUGAAACAAGCCAAGACAAGAGUUAUGUCUUAUCAUUUCUAAUCGUUUCUCCCAAAGACAUAUAUUACACAUAUAUAUUUUUAUUUUAUUAUUAGUAAAAGACAUAUAUUACACAUAUAUAUUUUUAUUUUGU
Messenger RNA from Solenopsis invicta (red fire ant), 1829 nucleotides. Its product is annotated as rRNA methyltransferase 2, mitochondrial. Bases 461 to 1738 code for a protein of 425 amino acids. The transcript is spliced from 8 exons. Lineage: Eukaryota; Metazoa; Arthropoda; Insecta; Hymenoptera; Formicidae. The record is from RefSeq and is a predicted model, not a curated record.